Propithecus coquereli (Coquerel's sifaka) is the source of this 1244-nucleotide messenger RNA. It is a transcript of the gene UBTD2, whose product is annotated as ubiquitin domain containing 2. Bases 124 to 828 code for a protein of 234 amino acids. The transcript is spliced from 3 exons. Lineage: Eukaryota; Metazoa; Chordata; Mammalia; Primates; Indriidae. The record is from RefSeq and is a predicted model, not a curated record. Gene Ontology annotation, molecular function: protein binding.
GGCGAGCGGAGCGGCGCGCCUGUCCGGAGCUUGGCGGUGGCCCCGGAGGAGGCUGAGGCGGCGGCGGCGGCGGCGGGCCCGGACAAGCGCCCGGAGGUGGCGGACGAGGCGCCAGGGUCCCCCAUGGGCGGGUGUGUGGGCGCCCAGCACGACUCCUCAGGCAGCCUCAACGAGAACUCGGAGGGCACCGGAGUUGCUUUAGGUCGUAACCAGCCUUUGAAAAAGGAGAAACCAAAAUGGAAAAGUGAUUAUCCUAUGACAGAUGGACAACUGCGCAGCAAGAGGGACGAAUUUUGGGAUACUGCACCAGCUUUUGAAGGCCGUAAAGAGAUUUGGGAUGCCUUGAAGGCUGCUGCACAUGCUUUUGAGAGCAAUGAUCACGAACUGGCACAAGCAAUCAUUGACGGUGCAAAUAUAACAUUACCACAUGGUGCACUUACAGAGUGCUAUGACGAACUGGGGAACAGAUACCAGCUUCCAGUCUAUUGCUUGGCACCACCAAUCAACAUGAUAGAGGAAAAGAGUGACAUAGAGACUCUGGAUAUUCCUGAGCCACCACCCAAUUCUGGAUAUGAAUCUCAGCUCCGUUUGCGCCUUUCCACAGGCAAAGACCUUAAACUUGUGGUUCGUAGCACAGACACGGUAUUCCACAUGAAGAGACGGUUACAUGCAGCAGAAGGAGUGGAACCGGGUAGUCAGCGGUGGUUCUUCUCUGGCAGACCUCUCACCGACAAAAUGAAGCUGGAAGAGCUGAAGAUCCCCAAGGACUAUGUUGUGCAGGUUAUAGUGAGCCAACCUUUGCAGAACCCAACACCAGUUGAAAACUGAACUGGUCCUAUUGGCUGGUUCCCAGAUCCCUCUGCUCCUUUUUAUUGUGUUGUCAUUUCCUACUCUAUGGCGUGAAAUUUGUUUUCACUGCUCUAAAUUCCCUAUGAAUGGAUUUAGUUCUGAGGAAUUACCAGUGAAAAAUUCCAUCUGUGAUGGAGACCAACAAAAAUAAUAAAACACAAAGAGCCAGCCUUUGAGACUCAUGUAAUUACAAUUUCUAAUUUGAGAAGCAGUUAAGAAAUAGAUAACCAUUUAUUUUAAAACACUCAACAACUAUGUAAUGGCUGUAUUUAAAUGAUUUGGACUGUAAAUGGAACGAUGCAUCCAUGAAGAACAGCACCAAGCACCUUUUGAAUACAGAUUUUUUUUAAAUAUAUCAAAUUAUAUACCCAGAAACCAUCCAUAAUGUUAUAAAA